Messenger RNA from Pimephales promelas (fathead minnow), 2607 nucleotides. RefSeq names its product extracellular calcium-sensing receptor-like. Gene Ontology annotation, cellular component: plasma membrane. NCBI's taxonomy places the organism in Eukaryota, Metazoa, Chordata, Actinopteri, Cypriniformes, Leuciscidae. Gene Ontology annotation, biological process: G protein-coupled receptor signaling pathway. The record is from RefSeq and is a predicted model, not a curated record. Gene Ontology annotation, molecular function: G protein-coupled receptor activity.
AUGAGUUUCACUCUGUACAUCUGCCUGUAUCUGUCCUUUAACUUUAUUUUAUCAGAUUCAGUACUCAGAUCAGGAACCUGUCAGCUUCAAGGACACUUCAGGUUGAAUGGAAUGUUUAAGGAUGGAGAUGUUAUAUUUGGUGGCCUGUUCGAGGUUGACUUCCUCACAGUUUUCCCGGAGCUGAGCUUCAGAACAGAGCCAGAACCACCUUACUGUGAGCAAUUUGAUAUGGAAAGCUUCCAGCAGGCACAGACCAUGGCUUUUGCAAUAGAUGAGAUCAAUAAGAAUCCGAACCUGCUGCCUAACAUCACUCUUGGUUACCAUGUUUAUGACAACUGUGUGAUGCUAGGAAUGGCGUUCCGGGCUGCCAUAUCCCUGGUUAGUGGGACAGAGGAGUUCUUCUCAAAUCUAAACUGCAUUGGCCCACCACCAGUGAUUGGAAUCGUGGGGGAUUCAAGUUCAACUGCUUCCAUUGCAAUUUCCAGUAUCACUGGGCUGUUUCGAUUACCUUUAGUUAGUCACUACGCCACCUGCUCCUGUUUGAGUGACAGAAAAAAGUACCCCUCUUUCUUCAGAACUAUUCCCAGUGAUGCCUUCCAGGUGCAGGCUAUGGUUCAGAUUUUAAAAUUUUUUGGAUGGACCUGGGUUGGUCUUGUCUACAGUGAUGAUGACUAUGGCAUCUAUGCUGCUCAGUUCUUCCAGCAGGAAAUGCAGCUGUUUGGUGGCUGUAUUGCUUUUUCUGAAAUCCUUCCCCAUGAUAACAACCUCAGAGAUAUUCAGCAUAUAACAACAGUGAUUCAGGCUUCUACAGCUAGAGUGGUGGUAGUUUUUUCCACUCCAUCCUUUUUGAUACCUUUGUUGGAUGAUUUAGUGUUGCAGAACAUAACAGGCAGACAGUGGAUUGCAAGUGAAGCUUGGGCCACCUCUCUUGUACACCACACUCCACGUUUACUACCCUUUCUAAGAGGCACUCUGGGGAUCGCCAUCAGGCGUGGAGAGAUCCAGGGACUGCAUGAAUUUCUGCUACGUCUCCAUCCCAGCAAUGAUCCAAAAAAUAAUAUGUUGAGGAUCUUCUGGGAGAAAAUGUUUGGGUGCAGUUUUGAAACUGGGAGUAAAGACAGAGAUGGAGAUCAAGGGAAAAAGAUUUGUACAGGACAGGAGGAUCUGAGAACAACAUACACACCAUACACAGAUGUUUCAGAGCUGAGGGCCACUUAUAAUGUGUAUAAGGCAGUUUAUGCCCUGGCACAUGCGCUUCAUGAUCUAAUGCAGUGUGAGGAGGGUAGAGGACCAUUCAGUGGGAACAGAUGUGCUGACAAAACAAACCUGAAACCUUGGCAGCUGGUUCACUACCUCCAGGAAGUGAAUUACACAACUGACUUUGGGGAUCAUGUGUCAUUUGAUAAGAAAGGAGAUGCUCUGGCCAUAUAUGAUGUCCUGAACUGGCAGCCAAGCUUUGAUGGGUCAAUAAGGGUCAAAGCUGUUGGUGUGGUAAAUGAAGGAGCAGCAACAGGGAUAGUGCUCCAACUAGAUGAAGAUGUAUUAUAUUGGAACUUUGAACCAAAAAAGCCCCCAAGGUCUGUUUGCAGUGAGAGCUGCCCCCCAGGAACCAGACGAGCCACAAGGAAGGGCUUUCCUGUCUGCUGUUUUGACUGCCUGCCAUGCGGAGAUGGAGAGAUUUCUAAUACAACAGAUGCAAAUGAGUGCACAGUAUGUCCAGAUGAGUUCUGGUCCAAUAGAGAUAAGGAUCAGUGUGUCCCCAAAGAAGUUGAGUUUCUGUCUUAUGAGGAACCUCUGGGCAUCUCUCUGACCACUGCAUCUCUGCUUGGCACCUGCUUCUGUGCUCUUGUGAUGGUCAUCUUCGCUAAUCACCGUAACACUCCCAUAGUACGUGCCAACAAUUCAGAGCUCAGCUUUCUGCUGCUGUUGUCACUCAAACUGAGUUUCCUGUGUGUGCUACUGUUCAUUGGUCAGCCACAGUUAUGGACAUGUCAAUUAAGACAUGCUGUGUUUGGCAUAAGCUUUGUCCUGUGUAUCUCCAGCAUCCUGGUCAAGACUAUGGUGGUAAUAGCUGUGUUCAAGUCAUCUCGGCCAGAGGGCAAAGGAGCGAUGAAAUGGUUUGGAGCGGUUCAACAAAGAUGCACAGUUCUAGUCCUAACAGCCCUCCAGGUUGUGAUAUGUGCAGUCUGGCUAUCAACUGCCUCUCCAACACCUCAUAAAAACAACCAGUAUAUCCGCUCUAAAAUAGUAUAUGAAUGUGCUAUUGGCUCAGUGGCUGGUUUUUCUCUUCUGCUGGGAUACAUUGGACUACUGGCAGCAAUAAGUUUCCUGUUAGCCUUCCUGGCGAGAAAUCUUCCAGAUAAUUUUAAUGAAGCAAAGUUCAUAACUUUCAGCAUGUUGAUCUUCUGUGCUGUGUGGAUUGCAUUUGUUCCAGCAUAUGUUAGCUCUCCUGGGAAAUAUGCAGUAGCUGUGGAGAUAUUUGCCAUUUUAGCUUCUAGUUUUGGACUACUGGUGUCCAUAUUUGCCCCAAAGUGCUACAUCAUCAUUUUACAUCCAGAGAGAAACACUAAAAAAGCCUUAAUGGGAAGAGAAUCACAAAAGAAAUGA